Parasteatoda tepidariorum (common house spider) is the source of this 5525-nucleotide messenger RNA. The record is from RefSeq and is a predicted model, not a curated record. NCBI's taxonomy places the organism in Eukaryota, Metazoa, Arthropoda, Arachnida, Araneae, Theridiidae.
AUCGAGCCCUUUCACUUCAUGCGGAGGUACAGAGUGGGCGAGAAGGCCCAAACGUCGUGUUUUGUUUCAACUGUUGCCGAUGACCAUGUGAUACAAUUCCGUUGGAUGAAAGAUGGCGUGGUCAUCGCAUCAGAAACAUUAUCAGGAGUGCGAUUAAAAAGCAGUAAUGACUACUCUAUUCUGAUCAUCAAUCCCGUCACUCCGCAUCACUCAGGAAAUUACACUUGUACUGUGUCUGACGGAAGCAGUGAGGACAGCUACACGGCACAGCUCAACAUCGAAGCUCCCCCCGAGUGGCUGGAAGAAUCAAAAAAUGUAACUGCAACUCUCGGAUCUACUGUAACCGUACAGUGUCUGUCGACCGGGCAUCCAGUACCUCUUAUAAAACUGUACAAAUAUUCAGGGUCUGGUUCAAAAAAAGAAUUAUUCGAAUCCGUCAAUGGUACUUUUGUGCUCAUACUGAGUGACCCAGACUACGAAGGUGUAUACAGCUGUGAAGCAAAUAAUGGUAUCGAAAAUACUAUUCGAAAAGAUUUCGCAAUAAAUAUUGAAGGUGUUCCCAGAAUUCAACCCUUUCAAUUUCCAACGCAUGUCAAGGCCGGUAGGAAGAUAACCAUUACUUGUUCUUUAGAACUGACGUCUGGUACUCCUGAUUCCUUUCGAUGGCUCAAGAAUGGUCAAGAAAUUCGAAACUCUGCUGAACUGAAAAUAAGGAAUGACGCCGAAUUUUCAGUUCUGAUUUUUGAGCCCGUAAGUGACAACAGCACCGGAAAUUAUUCCUGCAUAGCUCGUAAUAAUUAUGGAGAAGACAGUCACACCGCUUUCCUCCAAGUAGAAGGUCCCCCUAAAUGGUUGCAAAAACCCCUGAAUGUGACAACUCGUGUGGGUGAGAGAGUUAUUCUGGGAUGUGAAGCAUCUGGGCAUCCCAAGCCACGCAUCACUUGGACAAAAUAUGUGUCUGAAGAUGUGAAGGAGUCGGUGGACACAUCGAUGUGGAAUGAGAGCGUCUUACACAUCCCCUCAAUCGGAGUCGAACAUAUCGGACAUUAUGAGUGUCAGGCUGAUAAUCAAAUAUUAAAACUAAUCGAAAAUAUUCAUAUUAAGGUCAUUGCUUCAUCUGUGGUAAUCCAGAAGUUUCAUUUUGAAGAAGGUAUUCAGGUUGGGGAUAAGACGUCAGUACUCUGUACAGCCAAAUCGAGUUCAAAUAUAAUAUCUUAUUCGUGGCAGAAAGAUGGAGAGCCGCUCUCUGAAAAUGAAGAGUUUAAAUUCAGAAUAGACGAAGAAUUUUCAGUUCUGACUAUAAAAAGCGUGAAGACAAAUCACUCCGGCAAUUACACUUGCAUCGCAACCAACCAACAACAGCACUUUGAUAGAUACACAGCAGAGUUGAUAGUAAAAGCUCCACCCAAAUGGCUCAUUGAACCGGAAAAUGCUACAGUUUUAGUCGGCUCAUCCCAUUCAUUUCGUUGUUCUGCUCAUGGAUUUCCUACUCCACAAAUCAUAUGGUUCAAAGGCAGAGAAGAAGGGAUGAAAGGAGAGAUCCUCAAUUUUGAUCACAUUCAGAGUUCUGAUGAUGGAACAUAUGUCUGCGAAGCAAAUAACGGUGUUUCACCUCCCCUCAAGAAGUUGGUAGUAUUGAGAGUGCGUGAUGUACCAAAAAUUCCGCCGAUGUCUUUUCCCCCGAAUGUCCGAAGUGGAUUGUCCACAAAGAUCCUGUGCACCAUCGAGAAAGGAAGCAGACCUUUAAAAUUCCAGUGGACAUACAACAACGAACAUUCAGUGUUAGUGAGUUCGUACGAUGAUUUUUCGGUGUUGAAUAUAAAUCCUGUUUCGGCUGCUCAUUCGGGUAAUUAUACGUGCACAGUCGAAAAUGCUUACGGUAGAGACAUCCGCACGGCACAACUAUUGGUCGAAGAAUUGGCAUUUUGGAUCAACGAACCAUAUGAUCGAGAAGUAUUAGAGGGUCAGGCAUUCGCUAUUCAUUGCAUUGCAGGUGGACAGCCAAACCCGAUCAUAUCUUGGUACAAAUAUCAAAGUAGUGGAGGUUUCAUCAACGGAAGUAGAAUCCGCGUGGGAAACAACGGAACCUUAUCCGUCCACUCAGCCGGAAUGAAAGACGGAGGAAUGUACGAAUGCGAAGCGGACAACGGCAUCGAUCACCCUCUCAAGAAAACCGUUCAAGUGAGGGUGAAGGUUCCGGCAAAGUUCGAGGAGAAGUUCGCUGUGGUGAACGUGAAGAAGGGGGACAGCGGUCGAAUGAAAUGUGAAGCCCUCGGAGAUCAACCCCUCUCCAUCACCUGGCAGAGGGAUGACGCUACCAUCAGCAAAACUGGUGAUGAACGAUACGAAAUAUUUGAGACGAUGGUUCCAAAAGGAGUGGUGUCCGAAUUGAUAAUUCGAACGUCAGAGAAAGAGGAUGGAGCUCUCUACACCUGCAUCGCUGAAAAUGAGUUCGGCAACGAUCAUCGGAAGAUACGACUCCUCGUUUUGGAAGUUCCAGCUCCGCCUCUUGAUGUCAAAAUCCGUGAAAUCUGGAGUCGGAGCUCCAGCGUCUCCUGGGCUCCCCCGUACAGUGGCAAUUCUCCAAUCACUAAGUACAUUGUGCAGUACUGGCGAGACUUGGGUGGUGCUCCCCAUAGACUCAUUGAGAUCUCAGUUCCCAGUUCUCAGUCAUCUGCCAUUAUGAAAGACUUGCAUCCAGGUGCGGCUUAUGUUCUGAAACUAGUUGCCGAGAAUGCUGUGGGCAGAGGAGAACCUUCAGAUGCCGCUACUUUCCGAACGGGUGAAGAAGAGCCAAGUUCUCCUCCUUCAGAUAUUAUUGCUGAGCCAAGAGGUUCCUCUACAAUUCGAGUGUCAUGGAAACCUCCACCCAAAGACAGUUGGAACGGAGAACUGAGGAGUUAUUACGUGGGAUAUAAAGUGAGAGAUUCCAACCAGCCUUACUCUUACAAGACAAUAGAGUAUGCACCGGAAGCGCCCCAACAGGAAUUCUUUCUCACUAACCUCCUCAAAGCAUCCGACUACAGUGUAGUGGUCAAAGCUUCCAACACUGGAGGAAGCGGACCUCCCUCACACGAAAUGUAUGUUCGAACACUAGAUGGCGAUUUACCACCGGCACCGUCGUUGUACGUUUUGUCAACGUCAUCCACUUCAGUCAGUUUACGUUGGAACACUCGGAAGAUUGACAAUCCACUCUCUGGUUAUACGGUCCAUUAUCGUGAGGAGGAUCAGGGUGAGUGGCAGGAGGUUGCCGUGAUUGCCCCAGAAGACAACACCUACAUAUUAAACAACCUCCACCCACAGAAACUCUACCAGAUCUACGUCACGGCUACCAAUCAGUACGGAAAAGGAGAUCCUUCAGAGAUAGUGGCUGUCAAAACGGAUGAAGGUGGUCACUCCCUAUUGUCCGUGGCAGGUGGAGGAGUUGGAGGUGGUUACAUGGAUGUGGCCAUCAUCAUUCCAGUGGCGGCCUCUCUCUUGACCAUUGGCGUAGUUCUCUUCGUCGCCUGCAUUUGUGUUAAAAAAAUCAGAAGUCGACACAAUCUUGAAAGAGCAUUGGCGGCAGAGAAACAUCUGGCGAUGGUUGGCACAUUGCAGAGAUAUGUGGACAUAGACAAGACCCGUUCUCUCAUGGAUCCAAGUAGACUGGGUCACUAUCCACUUCCUUAUGAAACGAUACAAAUGAUGGCCGAGGGAAAAGGAGCCUUUAUAGGAAAAGACGGCACGCAGACAAUUUAUAACAAAACAAUUUCUACCCUAAGGGCAAAAGAAGAUCAAGAUCAUAUAUAUGAUAGUGCUCAGUAAAAUUAUGAAUUUGCAAAUAAAUUGAAGAAGAUCCUCGCUGAGACAGAAAAAGAGUUCGUUUUAUGCAAAACAGCUUUCAAAAUGGAGGAUUUCAGAGAAUGGAUAUUUGAAGACUCUCUGUGAUUGAUUUGUACAACAUUCAAGUCUCAUUUUUGUUGAGUUAUAUCAUUACUUUUUUUCUAUUGAAUAUUCUGAUAUGCCAAUAGAAUAUUGACAGUGGAACAAUGGAAUACACAAAACGAUCUGUCUCGCACAAUACAGGGUUUGUCCGAAAGGUAAUGUAACCUAGUCAAUCAAUACAACACCUUAAAAGGUUUCAAAACACUCUUCUCUUGCCUUAAUACUUCACUUCCGACAAGAUGUUCAGAGGUCGAUACUCUUAAGAUAAUCUUCCGGCGAUAUUUUCAGAUAUCAAAUUUCAGAUUUUUUGCGGAAAUGUCCUUUACAACCUCUCUGACUCAAUCCGAAAUGCUGACCAGUUUAUAACAGCGAGAGUGGAAAGAAUUUUGGGAGAGCUACGUCAGAACAGUAUGGUGGAUUGUAAUAAACUUUUUGUUCGUUUGCCGGCCGCAAAACGUUGAGGAGAGUGGAUCACGACGAUUGCGAAGUGACGAGUUCGUGGUGAAGUUUCCAAUCGUGUCUAGUGUCCGAACUUUUUGGAAUGUUUAACGCAUGUAUAUGCGUGAGUUCACUAAUUUAGCUACAUGUUGCAUCAUGUUUUUGUUGGUUUGAUGUCACAGAUUUCAUGGCCAAUCUCUUUAUAGCCUUCAAAUACUGCCUUGACUCAGCGUUACGAUAAACAAUCAUCACUAUAAAGCUCUUAAUUUUUAAUGCGAAAUUUCGCUUGCAAACUUUCACGAAACUUGAUAGCAAUGGAGACACAAUUGGAGGCUUACACCGAAGAAGAAAAUGAAUUUCAGGACAAAGUUUCUUUUUUUAAUUUAUUUUUCUUAUAACCACCCUUGAAAAGCCGAUACAAAUUUGAGUUUACAACAACAAGUGUUCAACUCCGUAGUCUUGUCAUUUUAAAACUAAUCCAGAAGACAAGGAAACUCCUGGAUUAAGUAAUGGGAGAAAUUUAACUUUGCGGAGGACGUUUUAACAGAACUAACCAGCAUUUGCGUCACAUUGAGAGGAAGACGCGAGAACACCCUGGUGACAAGGCGACUGUAGCCCAUGAUCUGUCGACCACUGAGGAUAUUUCACGUCAGUACUCAGGUCGACAAAAGCCGGAUGCGGAAAUCGUAUCGACCAGUCAUCGCAUGAGAUUCGAACCCGGUUCACCUCAUUGGAAGGUUAACGCUCUAUCCUCUGAACUAUAGUGGCUCGGACUAAGUUUCUUAUACUCAGGGUGGUCGGAAGAAAUAAAAUAAUCCACCAUGCAUGUGCUGAGUGUCCCCUAUACCGAUCAAAAAUAGCCCAGACUCGCUCAAUUGAAAGAAAGCCAACACUUUUGUGACAAACCCUGUAUUCUGAUGUGAAAUAUUGACGCUAAGCAAAGCGAUCGCAGCAGUAAUGUGGCAAUGAAGGAUAACAACCACAUCCUCGACCAUUCAUCAAGUGCGUUUGUAGAAGAAGUCAUUGAACAAUCCUUUUUCGAAAGGAAACUGCAUUUUUCAAUUUUCUAGAUAAACAUUUUUACGUAUUUUUCACCUACGAAUUCAUUGUUAACAAAGGAACAAGCAUAAAAAGCUGUAGCUAAUAAAAGAAAUAUCCUAGAA